AUGAGUAAUGUUACCAACCAAAAUGGAACAGGUCUAGAGCAGCAGCUUGCUGGUCUGGACUUGCAGCCUCAGGCUCCUAAGAGCGCUGGACCCUACAUACCUCCGCCUCAGCGCAGGCAGCAGGAGGCCAAAGUUGAAGGAGAAGGGUCUAAGCGUCAAGGCUUAGACAGCAGCGAGGGACCGAACAGCCGUUCAUCAUACGGCGGCAACUCUAGAAACCACGACCGUGGUGGUUGGCGCGACGACCGCGACCGUGAUCGCGACCGUGACAACGAUCGCGGCUACGAUCAGCGAUACCCGCGCAGUAACCGCGGUCGUGAAUCAGGAGGAUACCAGAAUGGCGAUACAGAACGCCAUGAAGGCGACCGUUGGGCCGACCGUGGCCGCGGCGGCCGCGACCGCGACUUCCGCGAGCCACGCGACGUUCGCGAUGUACGCGACGUGCGUGAAUCCCGCGAGCCGAGGGACAUUAGACGAGACGAGGACUAUAACGAGCCGCCUCAGCCAAGAAACGACAGGUGGAAGGAGCCCGAGCCGCGCGCGGACGACCGCUCCAACUCACGCUGGCCCUCGGACGACGUGCGGCGUACAGGCGGAUCGCGCAGAGACGAGGUCUGUGAGAACGAUUGGACGGUCCCGUUACCUCGCGACGAGCGGCAGGAGUUGGAGCUCUUUGGCACGGGCAACACAGGAAUCAAUUUCUCCAAAUAUGAGGAUAUACCGGUUGAGGCUAGCGGCGAGAACGUACCAGACUUCAUUACAAGUUUUGAGGACGUUAACCUGACAGAAAUAAUGCGGUCGAACAUUUCACUCGCCCGCUACGACAAACCCACCCCGGUACAGAAGUACGCGAUCCCCAUUGUGCUGGGACGCAGAGAUGUGAUGGCGUGCGCGCAGACCGGCUCCGGGAAGACCGCGGCCUUCCUGGUGCCGAUUCUUAACCAGAUAUAUGAAGCAGGACCCGUCAAGAAUAUGGGAUCACUGCGACGAGUUGGUCGCAAGCAGUAUCCCCUGGGACUUGUGUUGGCGCCGACACGAGAGCUCGCUACACAAAUAUAUGACGAAGCCAGAAAGUUUGCUUAUCGCUCCCGAGUUAGGCCCUGUGUAGUUUAUGGUGGUUCCCCUAUCCACGAACAAUUUCGCGAAUUGGACCGCGGUUGUCACCUCUUAGUUGCGACCCCCGGUCGACUGGUGGACAUGCUGGUCCGAGGGCGCGUCGCACUAGACCACUGCCGCCAUCUCGUGCUGGACGAGGCAGAUCGUAUGUUGGACAUGGGUUUCGAGCCGCAGAUCCGCAAAAUCGUCGAGUGCCACACCAUGCCCAAGACGGGUGAACGGCAGACCCUCAUGUUCUCGGCUACCUUCCCCAAACAGAUCCAAGUCCUGGCGCAAGAUUUCCUCUAUAAUUAUGUGUUCCUCGCUGUCGGACGAGUGGGGUCCACCUCAGAGAAUAUUACGCAAAAGGUCGUAUGGGUAGAAGAGCAAGACAAGCGGUCAUUUUUACUGGACCUGCUAAAUGCCUCCAAUCUACUGCAGCGCACGCGAUCUGAGGAUGAUCAGCUCACCCUCGUGUUUGUUGAAACAAAGAAAGGAGCCGAUCAACUAGAAGAGUUCCUCGAUAGAGACGGUUACCCAGUGACGUCGAUCCACGGUGACCGCUCACAACGCGAGCGUGAAGACGCCCUUCGCAGGUUUCGCUCUGGACAAACGCCGAUUCUGGUCGCUACCGCUGUCGCCGCUAGAGGUCUGGACAUCCCCCACGUGCGUCACGUGAUCAACUUCGACCUGCCGUCCGACGUGGAGGAGUACGUGCAUCGCAUCGGGCGUACCGGGCGCAUGGGAAACCUGGGGGUCGCCACUUCCUUCUUUAACGACUCGAACCGCGGCCUGGCGAGGGACCUCGUCGAAUUGCUUGUGGAAGCCAAACAGGAUGUGCCAAACUGGCUGACAAGCACGGCAGCGGACGGUCGAGCUGGUGGCGGCGGUAGACGCGCUGGAAGUCGCUCUGGUGGUGGCACCCGCUUCGGAGGCAGCGGGUUCGGCGCAAGAGAUUUCAGGACCCAGCCCAGGCAGCAGCCAAGGUCUGCUGGACCAUCUACUAUGGGCAAUGUGGGUUACUCUGGCUUCGGUUACGGCGGCGGCUCGUACGGCGGCAACUAUGGCGGGUCGUACGGGGGCGGCGGCGGCGGUGGCGGCGGCGGUCCCGACUGGUGGGACUCUUAA
Molecule: messenger RNA, 2223 nt
Organism: Leptosia nina
Lineage: Eukaryota; Metazoa; Arthropoda; Insecta; Lepidoptera; Pieridae
Source: the annotation of a GenBank genome assembly